Molecule: messenger RNA, 588 nt
Organism: Phytophthora sojae
Lineage: Eukaryota; Oomycota; Peronosporomycetes; Peronosporales; Peronosporaceae
Exons: 1
Source: RefSeq, a predicted model, not a curated record
CUCCAGGUAUGGCUCAACGCGAUUGGGGGGAAGAUCACGGACGUAGAAGCUAAUGGGCAGUGUGGGCGGCUAGCGAUCUAUGCGGCGGCGCACAACGUUGAAAAUGACGUGCUCGAUAUGACGCCAAAAACCAUACAGGAGGCAACAAUGUGGAAGAGAAAGAUCCUAAGUGUGCUGCUCGCGAAAAUAAAUCCACUUGUGGAGGCAAAGGUAAUUGAUCUUGCAACUGAACAAGGAACCAGUUAUUCAUCGAGCACCACUCCGACGACGACACACUCGAACGCGGACCCUUUACUCAUGUACUGGGACUCAGAGCGAAGGCGCAGCGUAGAAAUCCCCGUUCCGCAGAGCUGCUGGGUGAAUAUGACGAUUCUGCAUGGGGCAACUCUGUUUCUACGAGAGCCGGUAUAUGUACUAGAUGUGCACCAGGAUGGUGGCACAUACCUCGGAAUGUAUGCGUAUCGAAAAGUAGACCGCCACGGAAAAGCAGAAGACAUCCCAUUUUUCGCGAACAUUCAUGCCGACAAGGGGCUACAACUGCUGGAAACUCUGCGAGGAAAAGGAGUUCGUCCUGUCAUGAUUGUACUU